Tarenaya hassleriana is the source of this 1564-nucleotide messenger RNA. RefSeq names its product heterodimeric geranylgeranyl pyrophosphate synthase large subunit 1, chloroplastic-like. Gene Ontology annotation, biological process: isoprenoid biosynthetic process. Gene Ontology annotation, molecular function: geranylgeranyl diphosphate synthase activity. The transcript has a single exon. The coding region runs from base 210 to 1337 and encodes 375 amino acids. The record is from RefSeq and is a predicted model, not a curated record. Lineage: Eukaryota; Viridiplantae; Streptophyta; Magnoliopsida; Brassicales; Cleomaceae.
CUCCACCACUCGGCCCAUUCCGUCCAAAAACCCUAUCUGUUCCACAUCCACUUCAAUGGCCUACCUAUUUCUUCUUUCCCUCUGCCUCCAUUUUCCUCUGCCAAUUAAAUUUAUUUUCUUCAGAUUCAGACAUUUUUGUGUCGUUUAAGGCGAGGAAAAAAAAACUUUCCAGGGACAGGGGAAAGACGAGCAAAAUUCAAGGAUCGGCCAUGGCUUCUGUGAAUCUGAAUUCGUGGGUUCACCCUUGCUCUUCCUCUUUUAUCAGCCGAGCGAGAAGACGACCCAGAUCCAUACCCGGAUCCGGAUCUGGGUUCGGGUCUGGAUCCUCUCUCAAGAGCCUCUCCGUCGUCAUCGGGUUGAAGCGCAGCGUUUUGACCGUCGUCUCCUCCGUCGUCAUCAGAAAAGACAGCACUCUCCGGGAGGAAGAAGAUAACCGGAAAUUGGCCUUCGAUUUCAAGUCCUACAUGAUCGGUAAGGCCGAAUCGGUGAACAGGGCUCUCGACCUAGCUGUCCCUCUUCGCGAACCCACCAAGAUCCACGAGGCGAUGCGUUACUCUCUUCUCGCCGGCGGCAAGAGGGUGAGGCCGGCGCUCUGUCUCGCUGCGGCGGAGCUAGUCGGUGGCGAGGAGUCCGCCGCCAUGCCCGCCGCGUGCGCCGUCGAGAUGAUUCACACCAUGUCCCUCAUCCACGACGAUCUCCCCUGCAUGGAUAACGAUGACCUCCGCCGCGGCAAGCCCACCAACCACAAGGUCUUCGGCGAGGACGUCGCCGUUUUGGCUGGAGACGCGCUCUUAGCCUUCGCGUUCGAGCACAUGGCGGCGACGACGGAGGGGGUUUCGCCGGCGAGGAUGGUUCGGGCCGUUGGGGAGCUGGCGAGGUCGAUUGGGGCUGAAGGGCUAGUCGCGGGUCAAGUGGUGGACAUAAGCAGUGAAGGGUUGAAGCAAGACGACGUCGGAUUGGAGCUUCUGGAGUUCAUCCAUGUCCACAAGACAGCGGCUUUGCUCGAAGCCUCGGUGGUUCUCGGGGCGAUAAUGGGCGGAGGAUCGGACGAAGAGAUCGAGAAGCUGAGAAAGUUCGCCAGAUGCAUCGGGCUUCUGUUCCAGGUCGUGGACGACAUCCUCGACGUGACGAAAUCGUCGCUGGAACUGGGAAAAACCGCGGGAAAAGAUCUGAUCGCCGACAAGCUGACGUACCCGAAGCUGAUUGGUCUGGAGAAAUCGAAGGAAUUCGCUGAGAAAUUGAACAGAGAAGCUCAAGAACAGCUUCAAGGGUUCCAUUCCGACAAAGUGGCGCCUCUAGUGGCUCUGGCCAACUACAUUGCCAACAGACAGAACUGAUGUUCGAUUGAUGUGGUCGGCAUCAUGAUAAUAUAUAUAUAUAUAUAGGGGGGUUUCUCUGAGUUUUAUUCCCGAAUAAUCCAUCUGGGAUAUAUAUAUAUAUAGAUGUGCCCGAACAGUGUUGAGAGGCACAUCAAGUAUGAUGACAACAGGGGAAAAAAAGGAUGUAUUCGACUUCCUAAUGCAAUAAUUCUUGGACAGAAAUAACAGAGAGUAGAUUCCUGGAA